Molecule: messenger RNA, 1591 nt
Organism: Quercus robur (English oak)
Lineage: Eukaryota; Viridiplantae; Streptophyta; Magnoliopsida; Fagales; Fagaceae
Product: equilibrative nucleotide transporter 1
Exons: 2
Coding region: 149-1426 (425 amino acids)
Biological process (GO): nucleoside transmembrane transport
Cellular component (GO): plasma membrane
Molecular function (GO): nucleoside transmembrane transporter activity
Source: RefSeq, a predicted model, not a curated record
CAUCAUUUCAUUUAUCAUCUGACCACAAUAAGGCCUUAACGAACAAAACCAACAAUAAGAGGCAAACAAAAUAACAAACCACCACCUACCUAAAAGUCCCAAAAAACCCAUCAGAAAAAAAUUCGAAUCGGAAACCUCCUCCGAUCCGAUGGGUUUCACCACCACAGCCAACGACGGAGACUCCGAAUCAACCGUCCUCUUAACCACCACUUCAACUUCCCCAACCACCACCACCGCCGCCCCAAUCCCCAAAGACAAAUUCCACCUCGCCUACAUAAUCUACUUCACACUCGGCUGCGGCUACCUCCUCCCAUGGAACGCCUUCAUCACCGCCGUCGACUACUUCACCUACCUCUACCCCGACGCCAGCGUCGACCGCAUCUUCGCCGUCGCCUACAUGCUCGUCGGUCUAAUCUGCCUCUUCGUCAUCAUCCUCUACUCCAACAAGUCCCACGUCUUCGUUCGCAUCAACGCCGGCCUGGGCCUCUUCGUCGUCGCGCUCCUUAUCGUCCCCUUGCUGGACGUGUUCUACCUCCGGGGCCGGGUCGGGUUGUACGACGGGUUUUACGUCACGGUCGCGGCAAUGGGUCUCUGCGGCUUGGCCGAUGCGUUGGUCCAAGGUGGUGUCAUCGGCGCCGCCGGUGAAAUGCCUGAGCGUUACAUGCAAGCAGUUGUUGCUGGCACCGCCGCUUCAGGGGUCCUUGUUUCUGUUCUACGGAUCCUAACCAAAGCUGUAUACUCGCAAAAUGAAGAAGGCCUUAGAAGCAGUGCGAAUCUCUAUUUCUCUGUUAGUAUUGUGGUUAUGGCCAUAUGCAUUGUUUUUUACAAUGUAGCUCAUAAGCUUCCGGUUAUGAGGUACUACACUGACUUGAAGGUUCUAGCUGUGAAUGUGGAAAAAGAAGAGAAAGGUCCCCUGACUGGGCCUGUUUGGAGGGCCACCCUGUGGAACAUAGUAGGAAAUGUGAAGUGGUACGGAUUUGGCAUUGUUCUAAUCUACAUUGUGACUUUGUCAAUAUUUCCGGGAUAUAUCACAGAGGAUGUGCACUCUGAGCUUCUCAAGGAUUGGUACUCAAUCGUUCUCAUCACUGGUUACAAUGUGUUUGAUCUGAUUGGCAAGUGUCUCACUCCAGUAUAUUUCCUUAAAAAUGCAAAGGUCGCAAUUGGUGGAUGUGUUGCAAGAUUGUUGUUCUUUCCUCUUUUCUACGGCUGCUUGCAUGGUCCCGCAUUCUUCCGAACAGAGAUUCCGGUGACCAUCCUGACUUGCCUUUUGGGGCUUACAAAUGGAUACUUAACUAGCGUGUUGAUGAUUUUGGCUCCCAAAGUUGUCCCAUUACAACAUGCAGAGACUGCAGGGAUUGUGAUGGUAUUAUUCUUAGUUUUAGGUCUGGCCAUUGGUUCAAUUGUAUCUUGGUUUUGGGUAAUUUGAUAUUAAAGUAAUUCGGACGACAUUAAAAACUGUCUAAAGUUACCAUUGUUGCAAGCUCCCACAAUGGCGGUUGGAAAGGGUUGCCUUGAUGGUGUUUGCAUUCUGUAAAGCCCUUGUAAACUUGAUUGUUUAACAGUAUCUGUGACGAGUGUGGUUGUCCCAUGA